Molecule: messenger RNA, 1388 nt
Organism: Branchiostoma belcheri (Belcher's lancelet)
Lineage: Eukaryota; Metazoa; Chordata; Leptocardii; Amphioxiformes; Branchiostomatidae
Product: trans-1,2-dihydrobenzene-1,2-diol dehydrogenase-like
Exons: 9
Coding region: 143-1147 (334 amino acids)
Molecular function (GO): nucleotide binding
Source: RefSeq, a predicted model, not a curated record
CGGUAGACGCCUAAAAUAUAUCAGCUGAUGGGGUCAAACAAAGUUCAGUAGUGUUUCGGUGGGGAGGCACGCGAAACUUUCACUGGAGUGAAAGGUAUUCUACAAAGAGAGUGUUGAAGUUAAUAAGUAACGUCAAGUCAACAUGGCGCCGACUCGCUGGGGGUUUGUGAGCGCAGGGAGGAUCAGCAACGAGUUCAAAAUCGCUCUGGACACCCUCCCUCAAGACGAACAUCAGGUUGUGGCUGUGGCAGCCAGAAGUCUGGAGAGUGCCCAGAAGUUUGCUAAACAUCACGACAUCCCGAGGGCUUACGGAUCAUAUGCAGAGCUGGCAGCACAGGACGACAUAGAUGCUAUAUACAUCGGCGCCAUCCAUACCCAGCAUGCCCCAGUGACGACCAUGAUGCUCCAGGCGGGGAAGCCUGUCCUGUGUGAGAAGCCGAUGUCAGUCAACUCCCGAGAGGCGCGGCAGAUGAUCGGCCUCGCUAAGGAGAAAAACAUCUUCUUUAUGGAGGCUGCUUGGAGUCGUUUCUUUCCGGUGUACCUGAAAGCCCGUGAAAUAAUGGACUCAGGAGGAAUUGGGGACGUGAGACUGGUCACCGCGUGUUUUGGAUUUCCGAAGGGCGAUGAGCCAAGGAUGAAGGAAAGAUCCCAGGCAGGUGGAUCUCUGAUGGAUCUCGGCUUCUAUCCAGUCCAGUUUGCCAACUUUGUGUUCAAAGGAGAAGAACCAGAGGACAUCACUGUUAGCGGACACCUAACUGACAGCGAAGUGGACGAGACUGUGAGCAUCAUCCUGAAGUACAGCGGGAACAGGAUGGCCACCCUGGUCUGCUGCAUGACCUCACUCCUGGCUAACGAGGCUUACGUGUACGGGACCAAGGGAACUCUCAAGAUUCCAUCCUUCUGGAGUCCUCAAGAGCUGGUUGCUCCAGACGGGACCCACAAGUUCCCCCUCCCCCCAGCUGGGAAACCCAUCAACUACUUCAACGCUACAGGGAUGAGGUACGAGGCCAUGGAAGUCAGGAGGUGUCUUCAGGAAGAUUUGAUUGAGAGUCCCCUGAUGACCCACGCCAUGAGCCUACAGAUAGCCGGUAUCCUGGACCAGGCACGGAAGGUCGUCGGGGUGGUGUUCGACCAAGAUAAGGAGUGAACCACUCGCUACAUGGGGGAGAUGAGGCAGGAAAAAAAACCACCACCGCAAAGGAUGGACGAAAGUAAAGUUACUGGCUGCUGUGCAAAGAAAUUCAUCCACUAAUAUUCACACACAUGGUGCUAAUGUAUCAAAUACUGUGUCAGAUACUGGUAAUUUGGCCUAGUAGGUAAAUUUGCAGUACAUUGUACAUGUACAAUGGGCAAUUAGAUACUGCAGAAUUAUGUGUAAUACAUAUUGC